Messenger RNA from Dromiciops gliroides (monito del monte), 282 nucleotides. Its product is annotated as myosin light polypeptide 6-like. The coding region runs from base 1 to 282 and encodes 93 amino acids. Lineage: Eukaryota; Metazoa; Chordata; Mammalia; Microbiotheria; Microbiotheriidae. Gene Ontology annotation, cellular component: myosin II complex. Gene Ontology annotation, molecular function: calcium ion binding; structural constituent of muscle. The record is from RefSeq and is a predicted model, not a curated record. The transcript has a single exon.
AUGUGUGAUGUCACGGAGGAUCAAACUCCUGGGUUCAAAGAGGUCUUCCAGCUGUUUGACCGCACAGGGGAUGGAAAGAUCUUAUACAGCCAGUGUGGGGACAUGAUGCGGGCCUUGGGCCAGAAUCCCACCAGUGCUAAGGUGCUCAAGGUCUUAGGGAAUUCCAAGAGUGAUGGUGAGAAGAUGACCGAGGAAGAAGUGGAGGUGUUGUUGGCAGGGCAUGAGGACAGCAACGGUUUUAUCAACUGUGAAGAGCUAGUCCAGAUGGUGCUGAAUGGCUGA